AUGUCCAUGUCUAGAAACUGAAUCAACUGGGGAUAUUCAAUACGUCAGCACUCAACGUAUGUUUGAAAUCCCUAAAGCUGAUAAUGGAUUCAUUCUUCGUAAAUCAUCAAAGACUCGUCGUGAAGUAGAACAGAUGAUGACAAUCCCUGAAUCAAUGCCCGAAGAAGCUCCAACCAACUCAUUAGGAGAUGAUGAUUUUUCAAAUAAGGAUGAAUUGUCUGCACUAAAGAAAGGGGCUUCCUUAGAUUUUCAACCAAACUUUGCUUUUCAAAAUGAUGUUGAACAGAUAAAAUGUCAAGUUCAGCAGCUUGUGGAUGAUGUAAGGAUCAUGAAGGAGGAGGACUUAAAGAAAGGCAAGGAACAGCUCAAGUUAUUGCAAAAGAUAUAUGAGCAGAUCAAACCAGUUCAAUCACAAAUAAAAAAUUCGAAAUCGAAGAAAUCCUCACAAGAUGAAAUUUUGAUCAUCUCCCUUACAGAGGCAAUGCUUUCUUUCUCUCUCUAAGCUUUUGUAAAUCAGAUGGUUUACCAUCCCAAACAACAAGUUAUUCCUUGUUCAUAAAGGGCCUUGUAAGGAGUCACUUUUGUCUUGUGGUUGUCCUUGUUCAUAUCCUUUAAUGGUGGCCUAGCGCACAAGGCUCUCAUCGUUGUGGGCUCUGCGGAGAGUCAGAUAUUCGAAUCCUUACCCCCGUAUAUGGAGCGGUUUUUUCUAAAUCCUCGUUCAUAUCUAUAUACUAAUGUAAAUAUAUUCAGUGUGCUUGUAAUGUUGGAGGAAAAAGGUUGUAUCAUUGAUCAAUUACAGGAGUCAUGAAGCUUUAUUUGAUAUCCAGAGCGCUUGCAAUUACAACUGCAAGCUGUGCAAAUAUCAACUUUUAGAACUGAGCAAAACAAAAUUACAACGUCAUGCAC
Molecule: messenger RNA, 906 nt
Organism: Asparagus officinalis (garden asparagus)
Lineage: Eukaryota; Viridiplantae; Streptophyta; Magnoliopsida; Asparagales; Asparagaceae
Exons: 2
Coding region: 59-502 (147 amino acids)
Source: RefSeq, a predicted model, not a curated record